AUGUCUACAACAGGCGUACAAAACGUAAAUUUAAUCUUUACCGACUCUAGUACUGGUCAUCCAUAUGUUAUUUAUGUUAAGAAAGAUGUACCAGAUAGAGAUAAUUUAAUGAUAAUAAUACAGAACCACGGUGGCGUGAUGACAGAGGAUCCAAGGGCCGCUCAGUUUAUACUUGCAAACCCUCGAAAAGAUACAACAGAGCCUGGCCAAUACUCCUUCAUGUUCGCUCUUGACUCUAUUAAAGAAGGCUGUUUACAACAGCCGGCCAACUAUCUCAUGAAAGUCAGGACAAGAAAAAUCGGUCGUGCUCACUAUACAAAAGAAGAGGACGACAAAUUGGUUCAGUUUGUGUUAGAACAACAAAGAUUAAACAGUCAUCUGAAAGGAAAUGAGAUAUAUAAACAAAUAGAGCCAGAGUUUCCAAGGCACACGUGGCAUUCAUUGCGUGAUCAUGCGCUGAAGAAGAUAAUACCUAACUUGCAACAUUAUCAACAAGCGGCACCGGUUAUUGAGGUUAUUGAGGAAAAAUCAACUUCUCAGUCAUCACCCACCAUCCAAUCCAACUCGUCUUUUGACUUGAUGUCCGCGACUUCCCCUGGUAGUUCUACCCCGAUUAGUGUUACUACCCCCAUUGCUACGACUUCAACCCCGAUCAGUACAAAUCUUGGAGGAACGUAUCCGGAGUACUUUUAUUCUGAAAGCGAGGCAGUAGGCACAGCAGCUUCUGCUAAGCGACGGAGGGCAGAGCUAAAGUUUGGAAACCAAUCGGAAGGGCCCAAGACGCGUGAGUUGGAGUGGGAUGAUCGAAACAUUAUGAAUAUCUUUGAAGAACACAUUAAGAAGAAACCAGGCUCGAAGAAAUGUCCGUUGCGUUAA
Molecule: messenger RNA, 876 nt
Organism: Paraglomus brasilianum
Lineage: Eukaryota; Fungi; Glomeromycota; Glomeromycetes; Paraglomerales; Paraglomeraceae
Source: the annotation of a GenBank genome assembly